Messenger RNA from Anopheles funestus (African malaria mosquito), 1637 nucleotides. RefSeq names its product odorant receptor 67d-like. Gene Ontology annotation, biological process: detection of chemical stimulus involved in sensory perception of smell; sensory perception of smell. The record is from RefSeq and is a predicted model, not a curated record. The transcript has 3 exons. The coding region runs from base 427 to 1626 and encodes 399 amino acids. Gene Ontology annotation, cellular component: plasma membrane. Gene Ontology annotation, molecular function: olfactory receptor activity; odorant binding. NCBI's taxonomy places the organism in Eukaryota, Metazoa, Arthropoda, Insecta, Diptera, Culicidae.
CUACUUUGCCCCUGGUGGAAUUGCAAAUUCACUGACUGUUUCCUAAGGUGCACACCAUCUUAUGUGAAGCGGGCGUUCUACCGUGUACGAAGGUGUGAAACAUGGACCCUGCACGAAUGUAGCAGGGCAGGCAGAGAGUUGAAAACGAGCUGUACACCAGCGGUUUGGAAGUGAUAUAAUGUAUUUCGGUUUGGCCCUUGUUUGCAAUGAAUAUCCUGAGGAUCUUUGCACACUCGCUUCCUGUUUGCUGAGAUCCUAUAGGUUUGAAGACGAGUGAGGUGCCUUAUAGUUUAUUGGAUCGCCAUGAAUACUGCGAAAAAACCUCCCUGAGGUAAUAGCAAUCCUUGGAAAGGGAUAUCUGUGUAAUCGCCAACAGCUGACAAUGGAUACUUUUAAAAUUAAUGAGGAGCUAAUUAUUGGAGCUCAAUGUCUAACCCGUGGCUGGCAAACCACGUUUCCAGUCUAGGAGUACAUUCGACUCUAACCACAUCCCCUAAUCGCACCGCAAUGGUUGAGCAUCCGAUCUACACAUUUGAUCAGUUGAUUAAACGGCAACGGUUGCUGCUGAAGCUGAUCGGUGUGGAUAGUUACGAUCCAAAGUUUCGCUUCCACGGACUAACCUUCUUAUUUGUGUGUUUGGCACUGUUCUUUUUCGUGGUUUCAUUGUACGAUUUGUUUCUCUUCAAGAACGACAUGUUUAACUUUGUCUAUGUGUUGAUUACGAUCUUCUUUGCCACCAUCGGUCUUGGUCGGAUAUCGGUAUUUUUGGUGUACAGCAAAGUGUUACCGAACUUGCUGCUCCAAACCUACUACACGUACCAGGUGAUAAAGAAUGACGAGCGUGAACUACGUAUUCUAGGCUGGUACACCCAGCUAUUCCAGCGUGCUGUCAACGGGUACACGCUUGUGUUUAUUGGUACAUCCAUUGCUGCCGGCAUACUUCCGAUCGGUAUCUAUCUGAUGACUGGGGAGCGUGUACUACCGUACGGUGUGGUACUUCCAUUCAUCGAUCCGUCCUCCCAGACGGGGUACGAAUUGAACUACAUCUAUCAGGUAAGCUGCAUCAUCUGGACACCGCCCGGGCUGGUUGCAUCCGAGUGCAUGAUAUUUGCGCUGGUACUCAACAUCUGCAUUCAGUAUGACAUCCUGGGAGUACAACUACAGGACCUAGACGAGCUGAUUCGCUCCCAAGGUCCAAUGCGGGAGGUAAUGAUUGCCCAAAAGUUACGCACCAUCCUGCAUGGACAGCAGCGACUCUUUAGCUUCAUCACGACCAUUGAAGAUUCGCACACCGUACUGUCUGGAGUGGAGGUACUCUCGCUUGGACUACAGAUUGUAAUCACGCUCUUUGUACUGCAGUUUUCUCUCUGGAUCCCUGGUCUGGUGCUGAUACCGGCAUUCACACUGCAACUCUUUCUGUUCUGUCUGCUCGGCACUAUCAUUGAGGAUAAGGGUGUUAAGUUUUCGGACGGCGUAUAUAACCUUACCUGGAACGAACUGUCGUUGGGAGAUCAAAAGAUUUUUCGCCUAUUGCUCCUGAGUUCUCAACAAACCAAAACGCUCACGUGCGCGCGAAUGACACCGAUCUGCUUGAAUCUGUUCGUUAAUGUGCGUAAGUUAAUGUAAUAUUGGUAUUU